Molecule: messenger RNA, 987 nt
Organism: Dichotomopilus funicola
Lineage: Eukaryota; Fungi; Ascomycota; Sordariomycetes; Sordariales; Chaetomiaceae
Exons: 3
Coding region: 1-987 (328 amino acids)
Source: RefSeq, a predicted model, not a curated record
AUGGCCGACACAGAAGUCGCUGAGAAGAUGAAGCCGUCCGGCCCGGCAAAACUGACCCUCGAAGCAUGGUCUCAGGGCUUCAUGGUUGGUGCCCUGAUCAUCAUGUGUGGCAUCACACUUGCGAAUAUGCGGCGGGGAGUCUUGCUCCACAAGCUCAUCUUGAUCGAGCUUAUACUCGCCAUUCCUAAUGGCUUCUUCAUCUACUUCACCCCUCCGGUAUAUGGCUGGUUUCUCUCGGCAACUGUCGUCCCGCUCAUCGCAUCCUGGACCCUCCAUAAUGUCAUUGCGUGGAUGAAGAGCAAGCCGUUCCUUGGCCGCCGAGGCAAUCUCAUCUACAUUGGCAGCGUCCUCCUCGUCCAGCCCUAUUGGAUCCUUGAGAUAUAUGCAAACUUCACCUUCUUCAGUGGCCGCAACACCGAGCUCUUCACUAAAACUCGGCCAUACGAGGCUGUUUUCCGCGAUCCCUGGUGGAUAUUCACCAUCAUCAAUCUCUUUUACAACAUCAAAUUCCGCUACGAGCUUGGCUUUGUCGAGAUCGUCCAGGUCUCCCCCCGGUUCGGCAUCUUGCUUCUCUGCAUGGCCCUCAGCAUGAUCAGCAUCAUCAUCGACCUUCUCUCCGUCACUCCCGUGAUUCCCAUAGGCGUCAUCAACCCUUUCUGGAAAUUUGCUUUUGUAUUUAAAUGCUUCACCGAUAGUAUCAUCCUGGACGACUUCAGGGCUGCGUUGGACAAGCUCAGCCGACGUCGAAUGGCUCACAUCCUUCCCUUUAAUGUUUUUGCGGACCCCAUGCCGGAACGGGACUUCGUCGGUGGCUACCCGGGAGAAGGCAAGCGACAAAGGAAGCAUGGUGGGGAUCUGUAUGCACAAUCGGUUGCCGAGAUAGACAUGCUUCCAUCCGGGAAAGCGUGUACGUCGUUAUCCGACGUCGGGGGUCUUUGUCCCCCAUCUCCAGUUCGAGUCAGUCAUGUAGAGCACAUAUCACCUUGA